GUAAAAUAAUCCACGUCCUGGUUCAAAUACAAACUGAGUGCUGGAACGAGCAGUCUGUUUCGACUCCAGUAUAAUUUUUUAAAUAUAGGCGGAGGAUUUCGUUGCGGAAUCUACUGCUAACAUGAAACUCGUACGAUUUUUGAUGAAAUUGAGCCACGAGACCGUUACCAUUGAACUGAAGAAUGGCACUCAGGUCCACGGAACUAUCACAGGAGUUGAUGUCUGUAUGAAUACCCACCUAAAAGCUGUGAAAAUGACACUGAAAAACAGAGAGCCGGUUCAGUUGGAGUCCCUAAGUAUUCGUGGCAACAACAUCCGCUACUUCAUUCUGCCAGACAGCCUGCCUCUGGACACGUUGCUGGUUGACAUCGAACCUAAAGUCAAGUCUAAGAAGAGGGAAGCUGUGGCAGGCCGUGGUAGAGGCCGCGGUCGGGGUCGAGGUCGUGGCCGAGGCCGGGGCAGAGGGGGACCCAGAAGAUGAACCAGGUGUCUCUCUUCAUGCUGCAAGCCUUCGUUGUUUGGUUUACACAUAUUUCAGGAAACGUGUGGAAAUUGAAGCAUCUUUUUUGUUUUGCUUUGUAAUAAACCUAAUCACUAGCCACAUCA
Conger conger (European conger) is the source of this 606-nucleotide messenger RNA. RefSeq names its product small nuclear ribonucleoprotein Sm D1. The record is from RefSeq and is a predicted model, not a curated record. The transcript has 4 exons. Bases 122 to 481 code for a protein of 119 amino acids. Gene Ontology annotation, molecular function: RNA binding. Gene Ontology annotation, biological process: spliceosomal snRNP assembly; RNA processing. Gene Ontology annotation, cellular component: SMN-Sm protein complex; U12-type spliceosomal complex; precatalytic spliceosome. Lineage: Eukaryota; Metazoa; Chordata; Actinopteri; Anguilliformes; Congridae.